AUGCAAAUCUUUGUAAAAACUCUUACUGGCAAAACUAUUACACUUGAAGUUGAACCAAGUGAUACUAUCGAAAAUGUUAAAGCAAAAAUUCAAGACAAAGAAGGUAUUCCACCUGAUCAACAACGUCUUAUCUUCGCCGGCAAACAACUUGAAGACGGUCGAACAUUAAGUGAUUACAAUAUUCAAAAAGAAAGUACACUUCAUCUCGUACUUCGAUUACGUGGUGGUAUGCAAAUCUUCGUGAAAACACUCACCGGCAAAACUAUUACACUUGAAGUCGAACCAAGUNCCAUUACGACAAGAACAACGGAUAGAAAUUUUAAUUGUUUAGAUGUAUGGGUAGAAGAUUUUGUUCAUGAACAUCGUCAAUGGCAAUUAGGAGGUUUUGUUGAUAAUGGUCGAAAUAUUAAUUGUCCUUUCAAUCGUUCAUUAUUGCAUGAAUUAAGAAAAAAAUAUGGAAUUAAACGCAACAAAUCGGAUCGGUGA
Rotaria sp. Silwood2 is the source of this 486-nucleotide messenger RNA. Lineage: Eukaryota; Metazoa; Rotifera; Eurotatoria; Philodinida; Philodinidae. The record is from the annotation of a GenBank genome assembly.